Messenger RNA from Metopolophium dirhodum (rose-grain aphid), 2401 nucleotides. RefSeq lists its product as uncharacterized. The transcript has 3 exons. The coding region runs from base 1270 to 2310 and encodes 346 amino acids. The record is from RefSeq and is a predicted model, not a curated record. Lineage: Eukaryota; Metazoa; Arthropoda; Insecta; Hemiptera; Aphididae.
GGACAGUUCGUGCACAUCGUCCUCGUCCUCGUCCUCGUCCUCGUCUUCCCCUCGCCUUACUCGUCAUCCACUCGUCUUGCCGCCGCCGCCUGAUCGGUCACGUGACGGACGUAAUGUAUUAUAUUCGCGCAUGCGUACAACACAGAGUUAUCAGUCAUAUGAUACCAUAUUAUUGUACAUAUACCAUAUUAUUGUACAUACACCAUAUUAUUGUACAUAUACCAUAUUAUUGUACAUAUACCAUAUUAUUGUACACACACCAUAUUAUUGUGUGUAUAUUAUUGAAAACUUUUUUUUUUUUCAUUAAAUAAAUAAUGAAAAAAGUGCGGUGAGAUUCGAACCCACGACCCCCGAGCUAUAGCACAGACGCUUUAACCCACUCAGCCACAAAGCCGUAAUACCAAUAAAAUGAUUCUUAACGUAUAUAGCUACGAAUAUUAUUGUACUCAUCUCUAUGUAAUAACUGGUUGAUACAUUUAUGUAUCAAGGACUUAUGUUACAUUUAAGAAUAAUAUUCUUGUACAAUUACAUUCUACAGGAAUGAAUCGUCUUGUGUGACCCGAUAGACCCUAACUAAUUGUUAACAAUAACAUUCUUCAACAAGGGUUGAGACUACACAUGUUAGGCCCUUUGUAUACAGGAAUGAAACGUCGUGUGUGUGCCUACAUACCCUAACUAUUGGUAACAUUCUUCAACAAGGGUUGUGACUAUACCCUUUGUAUACAGGCAACGACGUGUGUGUCCCGACAUACCCUAUCUAUUGUUAACAUUAUUCAACAACACUACACAUGUUCACCCCUUUGUAUAUUUUUAACCUUAAAUUUCUGUCGCCAUAACGUUCUAUGGCGAGACAUGUGUUGGACAUACCCUAUAUCUAUUGUUAACAUUCUUCGACAAGGGUUGUGACUAUACCCCUUUGUGUACAGGCAACGACAUGUGUGUCCCGACAUACCCUAUCUUUUGUUAACAUUCAACAACAAGGUUAUAAAUGUAUACCCUUUGUAUAUUUUAAGCCUUGUCCACUUACACCUUUUACGGCAGGUGUUGUUAUUCAAUUUCUCAUCUGUUGUGAUUUACUCCCACCUAAUAAUGCUACCCCCACCGAAUAAUGACUCAAAUCGACAGACGCUUGACCCUGCAAGAGCGGCCAUUUAUUCAGUGUGUUCAGAGUCUUAUACUAUACUACACGUACAUUUUUAUUUCUUGUUAGUGUUUUUUCAAGUCUUAAUAAAUUUCAAGUUUUUAUAAGUUUUUAAAAUCACUAAUAACAUGGCCGGUUCGAUCGCUGACAAUGCUGCAAUCUACAAAAAGAAGCCGUUUGCGUACGUUCCACCGUCAACUCCGGCUACCCUAAUAGAUUCUACAUCCUACACAUUGGACUUUACCUCUCGAAAAUUUUUACUUGUUGGAAUCGAUCCGACUGAUGAUUUCCAAACAGUCAUCCAUAUAUUGACUUCUUCACGUUACGUAAAGUUGUCAACAGAUUUUCUAAGACGAAUAUUCUCGCUUAUGGGUAACGUGCUAUCAUUUAUACUAGAAAUACCUACAUCAUAUAAACGAAAUACAUUUCUCGAGACAGAUUUUUUCAAAUUAUCGAGUAUGGUGUAUGUAGGAGUAAAUGUUUUAGUAAUAGAAUCUAAAACUGAGGACGGGUGUAGAGUUCUUUUGAAUCGUUCAGAUCUAAUUCAGCUUCAGAACUUGGAAUGGAGUAUUGCUGCGAGUAUACGGGAAAAAGAUAUUUUCAUCAAACCCAAAAUUAUAAAACAAAUGAACGAAUAUUCCGAGAAUUUGAUCGGGAAAAUUCUUCAAGUGGAUUCACCGCCUAAUAAUGUACGAGAAAUGCAAAUUUUCAUUAACAACCAAGAAGUUAAGCAAACCAGUGAAAACCAAUUCCUCAACCAAAUCAGAAUGUUUGCACCUAUACAAUUAACCGAACUUUGUAUGAAUCGUCUGGUGACACCAAACACCCCAGAGCCAUAUGACAUGAAUUUUAGAAGCCCGUCAUUAAUGAUACCAAGCUAUUCACCUGUCAACGCUGGUAACUACAAAUCGUACGAAGACCCCAUUAGAAGUAAUGGAUUUAAUCUGACGGAUGAGGAUUAUGAUUUAUCUAAGCCGAUAGAUCAUUUUGAUGGUCCAACGUCACCCGAUGAUAGCUGUAGCCAACAACUGUCGUUCGACGAAAAUGAUGGGCCUGAUUUUUUCAAUCUAAACCAUGCAUCGUCUCAAUUCAAGACACCACGGACAUCUCGAUCAACUAGUGCUGAACCCCAAACACCGUUGCGUAAAGUAAAACGUAGACUUUUCUAAUAAUUUAUGUAAAAUAAAUAAUUUAUGUAAAAUAAAAAAAAAGACGUGAUAUAUAAGAAAAAAGUUUUUUUAUUUAAUAAUAUUAAGGUUU